Molecule: messenger RNA, 2004 nt
Organism: Bactrocera tryoni
Lineage: Eukaryota; Metazoa; Arthropoda; Insecta; Diptera; Tephritidae
Gene: morgue
Exons: 4
Coding region: 94-1494 (466 amino acids)
Molecular function (GO): protein binding
Source: RefSeq, a predicted model, not a curated record
CAAAAAUAGUUUGUUUUCUGUGCGGUUGUUGUAUAUUUUAUCGGCAAGAAUCAACAAAUUAUCUAUAAUAACGAAAAACAAGUUGAGUAUAUAAUGGCGACGUGCCUCUCAAAACAGCAACUAGAACAACAAAAGAUGUUGGAACAGCUUAAUGAGAGCGACAAUGACGAUGACGAGGAGUUGGAAGAAGCAGCUCAAGAAGACACUUUUUCAUUUUCCUGUAGCAGCGCUUGUUGGGUUUGUAAUGGUUAUUAUGGACCAAAUUUUGAUGAGCCACUUUGCGGCACUUGUCACGCUUUUCUUUAUAAUACACAAGCCGCCGAGGAAGAGUUGGAGACUACGAUUUCAGAUGACGAGGACUCUGGCAAUGAUGAGCCACCAUUUAAAGACAAACCAGAAGUAGACGAAGAUGAGGACGACGAUGACGAGGAUGAUGUCGACGACGUUGUGGAAGAUGAUGUAGACGACGAAGAAGGUGUCGGUAUGCUAGACGCAGUAGUGCGUAAUGCACCUGUCAACGCAGCACAUGAAAUGCAGGUUGACAAUGUGGCACCGCUAGCAGCAGUUAAUGAACCGCGACGUUCGUUAGAACGCGAAGGUGAACGUGGAAAUAUGGUAUUGUUGCCAAUACAUCGUCCACGUCCGCUGGCGCCACGUUCAUUGCCCGACUUUCUUGAACUAUUAAGUGAAAGACGUGCAAAUGCUGGUGAAAUGGUUGCGCCGGUAGCAGCGCCAAACAAUAUACUAAUGUUGCCUGUUGAAAUUAUGGUAAUAAUAUUCUCCUAUCUGGACGACAUGUCCAUGUGGAAGGCGAGUGAAGUGUGUAAACAAUGGCGCAGCAUUUUAGAGCAGAACACAUCACAAAUGAUGUGGAUGCGUUACUUGAAAGAGCGCUGGCCACUCUUUCAGUGCAUUGUUGAUGUGCCGAAUUGGCUGAAACUAUAUAGUGCAUUAAUGAAUUCGUGCUUCUGUCGUACAUGCUUGCUGCAGAUGGCCCUGAAGUCGCCACCGCGCGCACGCCAAAAUGCGAUACGUAUGAACUUCCUACGCAACGAUGCGCAUCAAUUGAAUAGCCAUGCAACCGAGGGUAUUGAUGCGAUACCGCUCGAUAAACAAAACACAUAUUGGCAAGCAAGUAUUUUGGGUCCGGCUGGCAGUCCUUAUGAAGGUGGCAAGUUCUUUCUGUACAUAUUCUUUCCCGAACGUUAUCCGAUGAUACCACCCACUGUACGCUUUCUAACAAAAAUACUACAUCCUAACGUGUCACGCCAUGGUGAUGUGGGCAUUGAUAUUUUCCAACAUAACUGGUCCCUAGCGCUGAAUGUUUCCAAAAUUCUGUUGUCAGUGCAAAGUUUGCUCACAGAUCCAUAUACAGAGGUAUGCAUGGAACCGGAACUCGGCUACAUGUAUGAACACAAUCGUGCACGUUUUGAGAACUUGGCGCGCUCGUGGACUUGGAAGUAUGCCAUGUUUGAGUUAAUGCCACCCUCUUAAGUGGGCGUACAGUCAAGAUUAUUUAAUUUUACUAAGCAUACCAAGUUAAUGAGUUGCUAGUUAUGCAGCAUUUAUGAAUUGUUUCAUUUUAUUUAUUUUGAGCACAAAGAAUUCCUUCAAUUUAGUUUAUUUAUUUAUUACAACAUGUGCACAUACGCACAUGUAUGCAUAUGUUCUAUCUUUGGUUGUGCCGUAUAUCCAUAACUGCAUACAUGACAAAAAUGGACGCCCCGAAAAUAGUCUACAGUUAUACUGGAGUUUAUAAAUUGAUUUUCUAUGUUAAAAAUCAAUUUUUUUCAGAAUUUCUCAUACUUUUUUGUUGUAUUAAUAUUUAUAACAAAUUACUACUGACUCGAUUAAUUAAAUUAGCAAUAAAUACGCCUAGAACUUUUACCAGCUAACAUAAAGCAAAACCACCACAUAACUUUUGCACACUAUUUUAAUAUUUAGUAAUGCAUUAUAUAACCACCAAAAAAGAUAUAUAUAAGUAUUUAAUAAUGUAACGUAAAU